Messenger RNA from Pelmatolapia mariae (spotted tilapia), 4945 nucleotides. RefSeq names its product protein phosphatase 4, regulatory subunit 1-like (gene ppp4r1l). Gene Ontology annotation, biological process: protein dephosphorylation. Bases 68 to 3001 code for a protein of 977 amino acids. Gene Ontology annotation, molecular function: protein phosphatase regulator activity; protein binding. The record is from RefSeq and is a predicted model, not a curated record. The transcript is spliced from 20 exons. Lineage: Eukaryota; Metazoa; Chordata; Actinopteri; Cichliformes; Cichlidae.
GUGACAGCUGUGCGGCGGUGACAGCCCACACGGGACGGCAGCCCGCAGAGCCGAGCCGACGCUCAAGAUGGCAGGUCUAUCUUUAUACUUUGAAGAUGGCCAUGAUGAUCUGGAUGAUUUUGGAUUUGAUGACUAUGGUACAGAGUGCGACGGUAUCCGCAUCACAGCCUUCCUGGAUGCAGGACAAGAUAACCUUACUCCUCUCGGGAGGCUAGAGAAAUAUGCUUUCAGCGAGAAUGUCUUCAACAGGCAAAUCGUGGCUCGUGGCCUGCUUGAUGUGCUUCGAGAGUUCAGUGACAAUGAAAAUGACUUUAUCAGUGUCAUGGAGACCGUUGCGAGAAUGUCGGAAGAUGGAGAGCCCACAGUCCGAGCUGAGCUGAUGGAGCAGAUUCCUAACAUCGCCAUGUUUUUGCAUGAGAAUCGGCCCAACUUCCCUGCUGCUUUCUCGAGAUACUUGGUACCAAUUGUUGUCCGGUAUCUCACUGAUCCGAAUAACCAGGUGCGGAAGACGAGUCAGGCAGCACUGCUCGUCCUGCUGGAGCAGGGCCUCAUCUCUAAAGCUGACAUGGAGACCAAAGUUUGUCCAGUUCUACUCGACCUCACAGAACCGAGCAGUGACGAUGACUACAAAAUUGAGGCAGUGGCUAUCAUGUGUAAAGUUGUCACCAUGUUGAGCAAAGACACAGUGGAGCAUCUGUUGCUGCCACGUUUCUGUGAACUGUGCAGUGAUGCCAGACUCUUCCAAGUGCGCAAGGUGUGUGCGGCCAAUUUUGGAGAAUUUUGUUCAAUUGUAGGCCAGGAGGCCACAGAAAAACUGCUGAUGCCCAAGUUCUUCGACCUGUGCUCAGACAGCCUUUGGGGCAUCAGGAAAGCCUGUGCCGAGUGCUUCAUGAUGGUCUCAAAUUCCACCUCUCCAGAGGUGCGGCGCUCCAAAUUGUCCCCCCUGUUCAUCAGUCUCAUCAGUGACCAGUCCCGCUGGGUACGGCAGGCAGCUUUCCAGUCUCUGGGGCGCUUCAUCUCCACCUUUGCUAACCCAUCCAGCACAGGCCUUCACUUCAGAGAGGAUGGUGCCCUACUAGAGGUCCCCAGAUGUACAUCUGACAGCGACUGUUCCCUAAACUCCCUGAACUGCUCUGACAUUAGCAGCUGCCACACAGAAAGAACCAUCACCCACACGCCUCCAAACCAGGACGGGCGCGCCACACCGUCACCAGAACAUGUGUCAACAGCUGACAGCGAGGAAUUGCACAACUUUGAUAACAGCCACACCUUAGUCUCUGAAGAGGUGCAUGGCGGUUUCACCCACACAAACAGCAGUGAUAGCCCGACAGCUACAAACAACGCUAAGAACACGAAAGAAGCAGAACAGACAGACGAGAACUUUAAUUCUUUUCACUAUUGGAGGUCUCCUUUACCUGACAUCAGCGGGGAACUGGAGAUGCUAAGUUGUCAAAAAAUGGAAGAGGUGAAGGAGGAAAAGAGAGAAGAAGAGGAACCUACAGAGAAUUGUAAUGAUUCCAAGUCUAACCAUGGCAAACAAGCUACCAGCGACCAGAUCCAGAAGGUUUUGGACUGUUUGCAGCCACACAUGGAUGACCCUGAUGUACAAGCUCAAGUUCAAGUGUUGUCGGCAGCUCUAAAGGCAGCCCAGCUCGACAGUCCGACAGACGACAGCCCGACUGAACCCCAGCCAGAGCUUCACCCAGAGCUUCAGACUGAAAACGGCGCAGACAGCCCUUUUGCAGAGAGUGAAAGUUUGGAGGUUCAGUCAGAGAUAGAGGUGCAAUCCACAGACGAAGAGCAAAUGUCAAAAACUCCCGCAUCCUCAGAGUCGUGCCCCAUCCAGGAGCAAGGAGACGAGGAAACGCAGACGGAGCCGCUGGAGAACCAGGAGCAGUCUCCUCCCAACUCCCCCGUUCUGGAGUCUGAACUAAUUGAGAGUAUGGAAGAGGAGGGAAAGGAUGACUCCCCUCACAGUCCAUUAUCUGAGGAUAAGCCUAAGGUCCAGAACGUGAUCCCGCAGCAGCUGCUGGAUCAGUACCUCUCUAUGACGGACCCGGCCCGCGCCCAGACGGUGGACACGGAGAUCGCCAAACACUGUGCCUUCAGCCUGCCGGGGGUGGCGCUUACUCUGGGUCGCCAGAACUGGCACUGCCUCAAAGAUACAUAUGAAACGCUCGCUACUGAUGUGCAGUGGAAGGUGCGGCGUACACUGGCUUUUUCCAUACACGAGUUGGCGGUUAUCCUGGGGGACCAGCUGACAGCAGCUGAUCUGGUACCCAUCUUCAACGGCUUCCUCAAAGACUUGGAUGAGGUCCGCAUUGGCGUGCUCAAACACCUUUAUGACUUCCUGAAGCUGCUGCACGCAGACAAGAGGAGAGAAUAUCUGUACCAGCUGCAGGAGUUCAUGGUGACGGACAACAGUCGCAACUGGAGAUUUAGAUAUGAGCUGGCAGAACAGCUGAUCCUGAUCAUAGAGCUGUACAGCCACUAUGACGUGUAUGAUUACCUCAGAGAGAUAGCGCUCACACUGUGCUCUGAUAAAGUCUCCGAGGUCAGGUGGAUCUCUUACAAACUGGUGGUGGAGAUCCUGCAGAAGCUUUAUGCUUGUGGGGCUGAUGACCUUGGCCUGAACUUCAUCAACGAGCUCACUGUUAGAUUCUGCCACUGUCCCAAGUGGGUGGGGAGGCAGGCCUUUGCCUUUAUCUGCCAGGCCGUAGUGGAGGAGGAUUGCAUGCCCAUGGAGCAGUUCAGUCAGCAUCUACUGCCCAGCCUGCUCAGCCUCUCAUCAGACCCCGUGGCAAACGUCCGCGUCCUGGUAGCCAAGGCUCUACGACAGAGCGUGAUGGAGAAAGCGUACUUCAAGGAGCCGGGCUGUGCUUGCGCUGACGAGCUGGAAGAGACCGUGAUGGCUCUGCAGUCCGACAAGGACCGGGACGUCCGCUUCUUUGCCAGUCUGGACCCAAACAAAGGCUUGAUAGACACAGCACCCCUGAUCUAGCCUCAGCUCUCCCCUUCCAAGCCCUGUUACAGCCCACCUGCCUGUCUUACCUACCUGUUUGUUUGACUGACACCCAGUCAGUUGUAAACUGCAACACCAGCACCUGACCAGAUUCCCCAGCCGCUCGCCUGCUGGGCAGAUUCACACCGACGACCACUUGAGAAACGAUGGCAGAUGUUCAGGUUGCUACAUUAAAAGUAUGAGCAUGCUCAAACACCACAGCUCUGUCUCUGGUUGGGCAAUACAAAGCGCACAUUACCUUCACAGCAACAACAACGAGGAGAAGAAUAAAGAAAAAAAAAAAAAAAAAGAGCAAACUUGUGAAUUUUCAUAAGAUGAGCAGGACUCGGACGUCAGCUGGACUGCUUUGCGUCAAGCUGCCGUAUUUUACACCUGAACUUUCCCUCUGCCUCCUCCACACUAACAUCGACUCAGUCCCCAAACACAGACUUGUAAAACUACGACAGGCUCUCUGUCUCCAAAGCUAAUUCUAAGCUUGACUAUGAAAUUGAGUUUUUGUUCUUGUGUCUUUUUUUUUUUUUUUUCCUUGUGAAUUUCUUAACGAACAAGCGGGCGAGGCCUGCCUGACUCUGAUGUGUGCACUAACUCAGGGGGACUCAUCUGAAUCUCAACAGCAUUAUUAGCUUACACAUUAAGCAGAAGCUCCUGGAUCCCUCAUGGAAAGAAAACAAAAAACAAAACAAAAAAAUCUCCAGCAGUCUGAGCAGCAGACCAGCCAAACCAAGUAGCUCUGCUGGUGUCUCGCGCCUCAGUUCAUCUUAAAUGCCUGUUGUCUCAGACAUCCUUUUGUCUUCUAAGAUGUCCUCUGGGUUAUUGUCUGUUCACUUCUAGCUUCUCAUGUUUCUCCCCUCUCUCUUUCACCUGGUCUUCAUGGGCCACUAAAACCACUACUGCUGCACAGAAGUAAAUGCGAUUCUGCCACUCAGCGUAACUCAAUUAAAUUCAUAUCUUUUAUAAAACAACAAUGACCUAAUGAACUUUUGAUUGCUUCCCUGCUCCGUGUCUGUUAACCAAAAAUGUGACACAAACUGUCUCCCAAAGAGCAGGAGGCUGAUGAAAUACCUCUGCUUGGACAUGACUGGCCAGUGUGAGGAGCAUCUGUGGUUCAAACAGGCUCUGAAUGUCCUCAGUUGGUGAUUUAUUUUAUUAUUUUUCCCUGUGGCGUUAACUCAGACAUUAAUAACAAGGGCUCAUGAAAUGACACAGGGUGAUGCAAGACUCAGAAGAGGAAGAAAGCAAGCACACUGAUGGAUGAUUUUUUUUUUUUUUUUGCAUGUUUUUUUCCCCCCUCAAACUUUGUGUGUUUGUGUGCACGUGUGUGUGAUUGUGUGCGCGCGUGUGUAAAGGUCCAUUUCACUUAAGGUCGACCUCCUGAUAUUGAGUUGUGACCAUGGUGGCGUUCAGUGGAUCUGACUGACCGAUUGUAAAUUAGGAAAUAGGAACGGCAGUGUUAGUAGGCUAAAAAGAUGCCUGAUCAUUGUUUCCCUGUCUCAGCGGAAUUAUUUCAAGUAUGAGAUUUUUCUGAAUUUUGGACAGCUUUGAACCUGUGGAAAAAAACAUUAUGGAACCAAGGCCAGUGUAGUCGGGUUUUCACCCUGUUUGAGACGUGUUAUAAAUAUUGGGAGCAGUCACCAAGUCACUUUGUGUAGUCUCUCGAGCUUGUCUGUUCUUCCUCUCUUGUAUAUGGUAACCCCCCCCCCCCUUUUUUUUUUUUUUUUUUUUUUUUUUUUUUUUUUUUGUCUGUUUUUAGCUUAGAAAUAAGUUGAAAACUUAAAUCGAUUGUGGUGUGUGAGCUUUGUAUCUCAAGUCUUUCUUCCUUUGAAAGGAGAGCUCACUGCAGUAAUGGCGGUGUCCACUCAUCUCGUCUGUCUGCAAUUUGUGUCCCAUCUCAUUUUUUUUUUUUUUUUUUUUUUUUUUUUUAAA